This is a messenger RNA of Vanessa atalanta (red admiral), 1094 nucleotides long. RefSeq lists its product as uncharacterized. The record is from RefSeq and is a predicted model, not a curated record. Lineage: Eukaryota; Metazoa; Arthropoda; Insecta; Lepidoptera; Nymphalidae. Bases 42 to 848 code for a protein of 268 amino acids. The transcript is spliced from 2 exons.
UAUUUACUCAAUAAUUUGAGCUUGGCCUACAAACAUUUGUGAUGUCUUGGACAAAUGAUGUCGUAUUGGAGUUUUUGGACCACUAUCGAACGGAACAACUAUUAUGGGACCCAAAACAUCCUCUGCAUAGAAACAGGAGUGAGGUUAAUGAUGCAUGGCGUCGAAUCCAAAAUAAUCUUAGCAUAACUUCUUCUAUAAUAGAUUUGAAGAAGAAAAAAGAAUCUUUAAUGACAUCGUUUAGACUACACUUAAAUAGAAAAAAGAAAUCGCCGAACGAGUACCGUAUAACGUGGUUCGCAUAUCCGCUUAUGGAAAGUUUCUUAGGCGGGAAAUAUGAAUGUGAUAGUUCAAUUCAAAUGGAUCACGAGUACGAAUCGAGUAGCAAUUAUAAUUCAACGUACAAUACAAGACAAGUGAGUAACCACAAUCAAACAAACAGUUCAACGGUUAAUUCGAAUACAGAGAGACAAAGUUCCAAUAAAAGACAAAAUAGACCAUCAGGUUCCAAAGGCCAAUUAAAUAAUGAAUACAUUAUCUAUGCGAAAAAUGAAAUGGAAGAUGUAGGUGAUUAUUUAAAAAAUGUUUCCGAUUUCAAAAAAGAUAAAGAUGAGUACGAAUUGUACGGACAACUUCUAGCUAAAAAGUUAAGAAAGUUAGAUGAACGUCAACGGGACAUUGCCAUGCACGAAAUUGAUAAUAUAAUGUUCAAUGCCAAAAUGCAAAGUCAAUCAGCACCAGCCAGAAGUUUUUCAUCAUCGCCACCUCCGGUCAAUAGAAAAAUUAAAUCUCCGAUGUUUAUCGUGCAACAACAUUUCGAUGAGGAUAAUAUUACGUAUACCGAGGCAUAAAUAAUUUUGUACAUUAUAUACCGCCUAGUAUUUUGUAGCUAAGUAUUAAAUGAACUUAGUUUUUUUAAAUAAAUUGUAAAUACCGAAAAUCCGAGGGACUGAAGAAAAUAUGGAGGAAUAUGUGCCAUGUAGAUAAUAUAAUAUUAAAGUUUAUAUAUUUAUAUCAAAUAACAGUUUGUUAUGGAUUGUUUUGUCAUACUAAGUAUAAUAUUUAUAUAAAAUGAAAUAUAUAAUUCAAUUAUAUAU